AUGGGCGACCGCCUUCCCCACCUGGACACGCCGUCGGAAGACUUCCUCAGCAAUCUCCCCGAUGCGCUUCUCCACCACAUCCUCUCCUUCCUCCCCACCUGCGACUCCGUCCGCACCUCCGUCCUCUCCCGCCGAUGGCGUCGCAUAUGGUCCUCCGUCCCAGCAAUGGACUUCCAUUUCUCUGACCCUACCAACUGGGGAGCCUUAUCAUCCGUCGGCCGAUUCGUCGCCGCCCGUGACAACUCUUGCUCCAUUUCUCGACUGCGUCUCAUCUUCGACUAUGUAUUGUUCUCAUAUGAAACCUGCUUGUGUGAAUGGAUCGACAACGCCAAAUCCCAUGACGCUCAAGACGUGACCCUCCGCAUAAGCAAUCCCAGACGAGACUAUACUUCCCUACUCGUCGCUCUGUUCAAUUGGCCAUCACUCACGGCCCUGGAUCUGAAAAUGGAAGGCUGUGUUGUCAGUGUUGGACGGGCUUUCAACCUUCCCGAAUGUGUUACCCUGAGCAAUGUCAAGACGCUUUCCCUUUCAAUUUUUAAUGAAAUUUCACAGGAGAGCUUGUCUAGGCUGCUGCUAUCUUGUUGCCCUGCUUUGGAAGAACUUUUCCUUAUUGAAGUUGAAGCCUCUCUUGAUCAUAAAACAUGGGAAUAA
Messenger RNA from Zingiber officinale, 651 nucleotides. Its product is annotated as putative F-box/LRR-repeat protein At5g41630. The transcript has 2 exons. NCBI's taxonomy places the organism in Eukaryota, Viridiplantae, Streptophyta, Magnoliopsida, Zingiberales, Zingiberaceae. Gene Ontology annotation, molecular function: protein binding. The record is from RefSeq and is a predicted model, not a curated record. Bases 1 to 651 code for a protein of 216 amino acids.